AUGUUAACCUUAGAUACUGUAUCAUCCAAGGAAGGUCACGUUUCCGAUGUUAAAGCCUCAGCAGACGUGAUCAUCGACGAUCUACUUGGUUUUGAUGACGUUGUCCCCACCAGCCAGACAAGCCCUCCAGUUCAGCCUAUGGCCGCUGCUCCUCAGCCUAGUCACGUUCCAGCCACGCAGUCCAAAUCUCAUACAGCACUGGAUGAUAUUCUUUCACUGGAUCCGCUCAUGGGCAAUGGAUCCGAUUUCACUGUUCCUGCACAAACUCCUGCGCCAAAGCCUGAUAACACCGGCCUCCCUCCUGGCUUGAAGCCGGCACCAGCGGAUGUAGUGAUUCGGCCGGCGGUGGUAGAAAAAGAGGCGCUUAAGAGGAAAGAGAACCCACUGGACCAACUGGACACCACUCUGGCCAGUCUUGCCUCGAGUUUGGGCGGCAGUUCGUCCAACUGGGGCAGCAGCUCGGCAAAGUUCGUCCAAAUAUCAACUAUCCCUAUGCAGACAACUGGUGGUCCUCAUGGCGUUGUCGUACCCUUCCACAUCCGAAGACUCAUUCACAGAUCGUAUCAGGAUCUUUAG
This is a messenger RNA of Echinococcus granulosus, 576 nucleotides long. Its product is annotated as phosphatidylinositol-binding clathrin assembly protein. The coding region runs from base 1 to 576 and encodes 191 amino acids. The transcript is spliced from 5 exons. The record is from RefSeq and is a predicted model, not a curated record. NCBI's taxonomy places the organism in Eukaryota, Metazoa, Platyhelminthes, Cestoda, Cyclophyllidea, Taeniidae.